Messenger RNA from Capronia coronata CBS 617.96, 1836 nucleotides. RefSeq lists its product as uncharacterized. The transcript is spliced from 2 exons. The record is from RefSeq and is a predicted model, not a curated record. Gene Ontology annotation, biological process: fatty acid biosynthetic process; acyl-CoA metabolic process. The coding region runs from base 1 to 1836 and encodes 611 amino acids. Lineage: Eukaryota; Fungi; Ascomycota; Eurotiomycetes; Chaetothyriales; Herpotrichiellaceae. Gene Ontology annotation, molecular function: fatty acid ligase activity; fatty-acyl-CoA synthase activity.
AUGGCCCGCCUUCCCUCGCCUCCUCACGCCGCCUCGGUCCCCGUGUCUCCGCUCCAACUGCCAUCGUCAUUCAACUUCGCCCGCGAUGUCGUCGACUACUGGGCGCAGAAAGAUCCCACGCUUGUCGCGCUGCAUUGGACGGACCAGCACCUCAGCACGUCCAGACAAUUCACGUACAGCCAUUUCUCACGCCAGUCUCACCGCGUGGCUUCUCUCCUGUCCUCACUUGGGAUCAAGCAGGGCGACAUCGUGGUCAUCAUCGCGCCGCGGGUGCCGGAAUGGUGGGAGAUCGCAACGGCAUGUCUGCGCCAGGGGAUCGUGUUGUGUCCGUGCACCACGCUUCUGGUCGACAAGGACAUCGAGUAUCGGCUGCAAGUGUCGGACGCGGCGGCGUUCAUUGGCGACGAGGCGGCGGUUGCGAAAUGCUUGAAAGUCCGGGAGAGCUGUCCGAAAUUGAGGAUCGUCGUGGAAUUAGAUGGCGGGUUCAACGGCACCGGCAGCAACAAAUCCAAACUUACUUCUCUGUCCGGAGUAUAUUCAUUCUCUGACGAACUCUCCAAAAUCCCCCAAGACAGCGUGGUCUCUGUUUCUAGCACAUUGACACCCACAUCUCCGGCCUUGAUCUUCUUCACGUCCGGCACAACCGGCCCGCCCAAGAUGGUUCUGCACAGCCAGACAUCCUACCCCCUCGCGCACGCCCUAACAGGGAUCCACUGGCUACAGCUAUCUCCGGGAAAACUGUACUGGAACCUGUCGGAGCAAGGCUGGGCCAAGGCGGCCUGGUCGUUCUUCUCGACCUGGAACUGCGGCGCCACGCUGUUCGUGCACGACGACCGUCUGGCCUUCCACCCGCUCCGGACGUUGCAAGUCCUGCACCGCUUCCCCAUCACCACCCUGUGCGCGCCACCCACCGUGUAUCGCCAACUGGUGCUCGACGAGAGCAGGGAGUUCUUCGCCAGCGACGCCGGCCGCCCCAACGCGCUGCUGCAUUGCUGUGGUGCCGGCGAACCGCUGAACGAGAGCGUCAUCCGCACCUGGAAGGAGAUGACGCGCGGCAUUGAGAUCUACGAUGCCUACGGCCAGACCGAGACCAUCGUCGUGUGUGCAAACCAGAAACACAUCCCGGUCAAGCCGGGGAGUAUGGGCAAGCCGGUGCCCGGGGUGCCUUUGACGGUGGUCGACCCGGAGGGAAAUGUCGCGAAAGAUGACGAGGAGGGGGAUAUUGCUAUUGCUAUCGGCAUUUCAACAUCGGCUGACAGUGAUGAUGGUCAUGGUCAUGACGAAUCGGCCUUUUUCGGCAUCUUUCAAGGGUAUAUUGACAAAAAGACAGGCAGGCUCGAUACCAAGAUCCGAGUCUUUCGCAAUGGGAGAAAAUACUUCAUCACCGGCGACCGCGCGAGGCGGGAUGCCGAUGACUAUUUCUGGUUUGUGGGCAGGAGUGACGAUGUGAUCAAUUCGAGCGGGUAUAGAAUUGGCCCCUUCGAAGUCGAAUCUACUCUCAAACUACACCCUUCCGUCGUCGAAUCCGCCGUCGUCGCCUCCCCUGACGCGCAACGCGACGAGGUCGUCAAAGCGUUCGUCGUCCUGACCGAGUCGGCGGCGUCGAAGAUCUCUCGGUCACAACAAGCAUACGACGAUCUAGUAAAGGAGUUACAAGAAUUCUGUAAACAGAACGCCGCGCCAUACAAAUACCCCCGCAGAAUUGAGUUCGUCGACGCCACCUUCUUGCCCAAGACUAUCAGUGGGAAGAUCAAGAGGGCGGAAUUGAAAGCCUUGGAGAGGAAGAGGUAUAAUGAUAACAACAACAACAACAAUAACGGCGUGGCGAAGUUAUAA